Heterocephalus glaber (naked mole-rat) is the source of this 3158-nucleotide messenger RNA. The record is from RefSeq and is a predicted model, not a curated record. NCBI's taxonomy places the organism in Eukaryota, Metazoa, Chordata, Mammalia, Rodentia, Bathyergidae.
AUUCAAAUCCCUUCCUGAUGUCAAGUGGCGCCCCCGUCCCCCAGAUUAUUCCCACGAGCCUGUAAUGCCCUGACUUCUUCCAAUGUCACCUACAGCCCCCCUGGACUCAGCGAAGCCACAAACUUUAAUGGACAGGAAAAGUCUGGAUUGGUUUCACAGGCCUUUUAAAAAGCAGACUUAAAAGUUGCUGGCAACGCAUUCCUGCCCAGUCUGACUGGACAGCAAGCUUUCUGUGAAAUCUGAGUGACCUGUGUGUCUUCCGGAGAGCAGCUAGGGUGGAGAAACCAAGAUAGGGGAAUGGUGACUUCCACAGGAAAAGUUUUGGAGAAGCAUCUGAAGAUGGUCAACGUUUCCUUUAUGCUUGGGAAUAGAAAUGAAUUUAGUGUCGUUGGUACUUUUCAGCAACUCCUGUGAAUAUUUCAGUUUUAAGUUUUUCUUCUCGAGAAAGAAACUCAGUACGUAUAGUAUACUUAAAAUCAAGAAACCUUUGGGUUGCAGCGUAAUUAAAAUUGAUACACUGUGGAAAUCAUUGGAACUCUUGUUUACAUGUGUCAAUCUGAACUCUGCUCCCUUUUUUUGUGGAAGACAUUUUUCUGAGAUUGGCCUCAGUUGCUGUCUUGGGGAGCUGCAGUGAAUGUGAAAGCCCACUGACUGUUCUGGAAGAUCUUGAACCCUCUUCUGGCAAGGGGUACCUAUCAUUGCUUUAUGGGGCAGCAGCCUGGAAAACUUCUUGGGGACCAAAGAAGGCCGAGUUUGCCUGCCCUGCAUUUUAUCAAAGGAGCAGGGAAAAAGGAAUCAUCAAGGCAUGGGGGUCCACACUGCAAUGUUUUUGUGGAACAUGAAGCCCUGCAGAGGCCAGUAGCAUCUGACUUCGAGCCCCAAGGUCUGAGAGAAGCUGCUCGCUGGAACUCCAAGGAAAACCUCGCCGGGCCCAGUGAAAAUGACCCCAACCUUUUUGUUGUACUGUAUGACUUCAUGGUCAGUGGCGACAACACUCUAAGCAUCACCAAAGGUGAAAAGCUCCGGGUCUUGGGCUACAAUCACAAUGGGGAGUGGUGUGAAGCCCAAACCAAGAAUGGCCAAGGAUGGGUCCGGAGCAACUACAUCAUGCCUGUCAACAGCCUGGAGAAGCAUUCCUGGUACCAUAGGCCUGUGUCCCGCAAUGCCGCCUAGUACCUGCUGAGCAGCGGGAUCAAAGGCAGCUUCCUGGUGCGGGAGAGCGAGAGCAGCCCUGGCCAGCACUGUUCCAUCUCGCUGCACUACGAGGGCCGGGUGUACCACUACAGGAUCAACAUCGCCUCCAAUGGCAAGCUCUACGUCUCCUCCGAGAGCUGCUUCAACACUUUGGCCGAGCUGGUUCACCACCAUUCCAUGGUGGCUGACGGGCUCAUCACCACCCUCCACUACCCCACACCCAAGCACAACAAGCCCACGGUCUACAGCAUGUCCCCCAACUACGACAAGUGGGAGAUGGAGCACACGGACAUCACCAUGAAGCACAAGCUGGCCGGCGGCCAGUAUGGAGAGGUGUACAAGGGCAUGUGGAAGAAGUACAGCCUCACUGUGGCCAUGAAGACACUGAAGGAGGACACCAUGGAGGUGGAAGAGUUCUUGAAAGAGGCUGCAGUGAUGAAGGAGAUCAAGCACCCCAAUCUGGUGCAGUUGCUCGGGGUCUGCACUCAGGAGCCCCUGUUCUACAUCAUCACCGAGUUCAAGACCUAUGGGAACCUGUUGGACUACCUGCGGGAGUGCAACCGGCAGGAGGUGACCGCCAUGAUGCUGCUCUACAUGGUCACACAGAUCUCCUCAGCCAUGGAGUACCUGGAGAAGAACUUCUUCAUCCACAGGGAUCUGGCUGCCCGAAACUGCCUGGUAGGGGAAAACCACUUGGUGAAGGUGGCAGACGUUGGCCUGAGCAGGCUGAUGACAGGGGACACCUACACAGCCCAUGCCAGAGACAACUUCCCCAUCAAGUGCACUGCGCCUGAGGGCCUGGCCUACAACAAGUUCUCCAUCAAGUCCAACAUCUGGGACUGUCUUGCGUUCGGAGUACUGCUUUGGGAAAUUGCUACCUAUGGCAUGUCACCGUACCCCAGAAUUGACCUGUCCCAGGUGUAUGAACUGCUGGAGAAAGACUACCGCAUGGAGCGCCCGGAAGGCUGCCCAGAGAAGGUCUACGAACUCAUGCGAGCAUGUUGGCAGUGGAAUCCCUCCGAGCCGCCGUCCUUUGCUGAAAUCCACCAGGCCUUUGAAACCAUGUUCCAGGAGUCCAGCAUCUCGGAUGAAGUGGAAAAGGAGCUGGGAAAGCAAGGUGUGCGAGGGGCUGCGAGCACCUUGCUGCAGGCCUCUGAGCUGCCCACCAAGACGAGGACCUGCAGGAGAGCAGCCGAGCACAGAGAGGCCCCCGAUAUGUCUGAGACGCCCCACGCCAAGGCCCAGGGAGAGAGUGAGCCCCUGGACCACGAGCCUGCCGUGUCUCUGCUGCUCCCCCAGAAAGAGCGAGCUGCCCCAGACGGAGGCCAGAAUGAGGACGAGCGCCUCCUUUCUAAAGAAAAGACCAACCUGUUCAGCGCCCUGAUCAAGAAGAAGAAAAUGGCCCCAAGCCCUCCCAAGCGCAGCAGCUCCUUCCGGGAGAUGGACGGCCAGCCCGAGCGGGGGCCAGCCGAGGAGGACGGCCAGGAAGUCAGCAAUGGGGCGCCGGCCCUCCCCACCUGCGACGCUGCUGAGCCUGCCAAGUCGCCCAAGCCCAGCAACGCAGCUGGCGUCCCCAACGGAGCCUUCCGGGAGUCGGGGGGCUCGAGCUUCCGUUUUCCCCACCUGUGGAAAAUGUCCAGCACGCUGACCAGCAGCCGCUUAGCAGCUGGUGAAGAGGAGGGCGGUGGCAGCGCCAGCAAGCGCUUCCUGCGGUCCUGCUCCGCCUCCUGCGUGCCACACGGGGCCAAGGACACCGAGUGGCGGUCCGUCACGCUGCCUCCGGACCUGCAGUCCACCGGGAGACAGUUCGACUCGUCCACCUUCGGAGGGCACAAGAGCGAGAAGCCGGCUCUGCCUCGGAAGUGCGCGAGUGAGAACAGACCGGAUCAGGCCGCCAGAGGCAGGGAUGGGCAACCUUAAUCCUAGCAUCACACUAUAAAUCAAUCCCAGCAUUACAUCCUUGA